Molecule: messenger RNA, 1101 nt
Organism: Saccharomyces kudriavzevii IFO 1802
Lineage: Eukaryota; Fungi; Ascomycota; Saccharomycetes; Saccharomycetales; Saccharomycetaceae
Gene: CYC2
Product: oxidoreductase
Exons: 1
Coding region: 1-1101 (366 amino acids)
Molecular function (GO): oxidoreductase activity
Source: RefSeq, a predicted model, not a curated record
AUGCUGUGGACAAAAUAUGCUUCAUCGGGUCCUCGAAUAGCACGGAGGCUUCACAUUUCAUCAAAGAAAAUCAGUCAUUCUAAGGUAUAUCUGAUCACAAGCGCCGUACUUACAACUGGAUUAAUAGGUAGCUAUUUAAGUCACGGUUACUUUGACGACAAGAAAAAUAAAUAUGAGCUAUCUCCAUCUCAUUUUGUCAAGUAUAGAAUUUCACACAAGCAAGAUAUUGAUUCAUCGCAUUUUUUGCUGGAGGUGACUCCGUUGGUCAAGCAGAAGGUUAACAUGUGGUCGUUGAUGACCGCAGAACAUAUAUGGUCUGUCGAAAUCAAGCAACCAGAAGUCAUGGUUGUUCGCAGUUAUACGCCUCUACCGCUUGAAUUUAACCCAACUUCAAAUGAAACGGAGAUUUUGAAAGAUGGUGACAAUGCAGACGGGAAGUUGUCCUUCUAUAUCAAAAAGUAUGAAAAUGGAGAGGUUGCAAGAUGGCUGCACCGCCUUCCUAAGGACCAUGUAAUUGAAAUAAGGGGUCCAUUUGUUGAUUAUGAGUUUCCGCAUUUGCCUGAUGAAUUGAAAAGAUCUCGUGAUUGUUUAUACAUGAAUAAUUUCAAUAAAGGGAUUAAUAUCAAUAAUGAAAAUCCAAAAUACAUUUAUCAGCCUUACGAUGUAAUUAUGUUCACUGCAGGUACUGGAGUGGUGACGGCCCUGCAAUUACUUUUAACGGAGUCACCAUUUAGAGGUAACAUGAAGAUAUUUCACACUAGCAAAAAUAUCAAUCAGUUGGGACCCUUGUAUUCUAUACUUUCAAAACUACAAGCUUCAAACAGGGUCCAGUUGCAGAUUUUUGAAUCCGAUAAACAAACAAGGAAAGAAAUACUGAAAAAUAUUGAGAAAGCAGCCACUAGACCCUAUCCCUACAAAGGUCUGUUGCCCUUUUCAAACGUCAGUGGUAACAAAUUUGAGCCCAUAUUGGCAUUGGUGUGUGGACCCGAAAGUUAUAUUAGUAGCAUUUCUGGAAACAAGGAUGGCCUUAAUCAGGGGCAAGUACAAGGCUUGCUCGAUGCUAAAGGCUGGGAUUCCCAGAAUGUGUAUAAACUUUCAUAG